GGUUCUGCCCUGCUGCUCCAUCAUCACUGAGCCUAGUUUAGUGAACAAAUCAUGAAUCAUCACUGAGGGCCUGAGUCGAAGCUAACAUCACACACGGUAAUAUAGUUUGCGGUGUUACCCACAGUGGUAGUAGAGGAUACUUUCGAGUUAAAUAUCUAAGUUGUUUGCAUCAGCGUUUCGGAGCAGCCUGUCUAUUUAGUGUCUUUGAUAGCUAGCUAACCCUACCAAGCUCAGUGAAACUUGUAAACACUUUUGUAAAAGAUGGCUGACAACGGAGCACACCCCACUGAAGAGGACCCGGCUGCAGCUUUCCUGGCUCAACAGGAGAGUGAGAUAGCGGGGAUAGAAAACGACGGCGAGGGAUUUGGGGAGCUGGAAGAAGCGGGCGACGAGCAGCCGUCCGAGCCGGAGCCGGAGCCGGAGCCUGUAAACUAUGAUGCUUUUGAAGAGGAGCCUGCCACAGUGAACGGGGACAUGUUUCAGGAGUCAAAUGGCCCAACAGACAACUAUGCAGCCAUCGCCCAAGUUGAUAUCCAGAGACAAGAGCCAGAGAGUUUACGCAAGUGGAGGGAGGAACAGAAGACACGCCUGGAGGCAUUAGACACUGCAUCCAAGGCAGCAGAGGCAGAGUGGAAAGAGAAAGCCAAAAAGGAGCUGGAGGACUGGCAUGUACACCAGAGUGAGCAGAUGGAGAAGAACAAGGCCAACAACAGAGCAUCAGAGGAGGCUUUCCUGGCAGAGAGCGAUGGCGAGAGUCCAGGAACUGAAUGGGAGAAAGUAGCCCGUCUCUGUGAUUUUAAUCCGAAAACCAACAAACAGGCAAAGGAUGUUUCUCGAAUGCGUUCGGUCCUCAUCUCCCUCAAACAGACGCCUCUAGUUCGCUAGAGGAGGCAGCAGGGAGAAUUUUCUGUUCUAGAAAACAUUGCCUUUUCAGUUUUUAACCUCACCUUGCAUCAGAGAAGUUUGAAUGCGGUUUUCCAUAAAAUUCCUGGUAUGUUUAUAACCUUAUGAAUCUACACAGUUAUCUUAAUGCCUUCUAUGUUGACAUGAUUUACUUAUCCCAAUCUCUAGUGAGAAGAUGAAGGACUGCUCUAUUGUUACAUCCUUUAGCUGGUCAGUUUGAUCACUGCUAUACUUAAGAAAAUAUUGUUACUGUAAAUUUCCUUCCCCUUUAAUUUAUUAAUUGUUUUUAGGUCAACUUUGUUGCAUGCCUUUUCCAAUGUUUUGAUGCACAACUUUUAGUUGUUUUACUGCUACGCAUUUUGGUCAAUGUCACUUUCUUAAUAAGCACUAUAGCAUAUUAGAUUGUAACCACUUAUGCCUCUCAUCAAUGAAGAAUUAUAGCCUUUGUUCAUAUUUGUUGUAUUAUAUCCCUAAUUACCAUGUUGAACGUAGCUAACACAUCUCAUUCAAAUGCAUAAGCUUGUGGCCUUUUUGAUGUAGCUCUUACUCUAGUGUGAGUAUUCAGCCAGAUGGAUUUCCUCUCUAAUUUGGCCAGAUUCAAAAAGAUAAAAAAUACACAACCAAAGAUUUCAGCCAUCACCUAAAUUGUCAGUGAUCACAUGAUUAAGAGCUUGUGCAGUUUCACAUCUCACAGACUUUCUAAGCAGAUGUUUUUUUUCCUUUUACGUUACAAUGUAUCAUAGAUUCUUUUUUUAAAAAGCAGCAUUUAACAAUGUGUCAAAUUCAACAGUUAUGGCUGCAUAUUUUUUCACAUGUUGCCUAUUUGGACAUUAUGAUCACUGAAAAAGUGAAUGUUAAAAGGGAACUGGGAGAUAAAACGGCCAAGUACUAAUCCCCUAAAGCUAUUUCUUCAUUCAAAUUUCCAAUCUGAGACUUUUGCCAUCAACAUGCCCUGACAGUGAUCACAUGUUCUGAUGAAGUGUCACCAUAUAAAAUAUACUGUACUAUACUGUGUGGCCCAGUGCCUAAAUCCACCCUUACAUGCACUCCGGUAUAUGUUUCAGUAAAAUGAGACAUACAGGAAUUGGCAGAUUAACCCACUACUUAUAACAUUGAAUUGUUAGAAACCACUGACAACAUGGGAUGUCUGAGAGGCAGGCUGCACAUUUUUUACGAGAUGAAUCACACUAAACUGGUCAUUACAAUGCCUUUGCAGGGGUAAGAUGAUUCACAAAGUGCUGUCCUUCCCCAAAUCCAUUUUGAGCACUCCUACUCAAGGCUUUCGACUGACUUUGAUUGUCUUAUGAGUGUUUAAAGUGAACUUUGAGACUGGAUUUUGACUUAUGUCUAAAACCCUCCUCGCAUUUAUAUUUACUCACCCAGGCCAUUAAUAUAGAAACUGUUUUCACAAUGAAUUUUCCCACUGUUUUUUUUAAAUAAAUGAUUAAAUAAAGGCUGUGCAAGGAGUAGAUAUCCCCUGGA
Notolabrus celidotus (New Zealand spotty) is the source of this 2385-nucleotide messenger RNA. It is a transcript of the gene cltb, whose product is annotated as clathrin, light chain B. The transcript has 5 exons. The record is from RefSeq and is a predicted model, not a curated record. Bases 262 to 885 code for a protein of 207 amino acids. Gene Ontology annotation, molecular function: structural molecule activity; clathrin heavy chain binding. Gene Ontology annotation, biological process: intracellular protein transport; clathrin-dependent endocytosis; clathrin coat assembly. Gene Ontology annotation, cellular component: clathrin coat of trans-Golgi network vesicle; plasma membrane; clathrin coat of coated pit. NCBI's taxonomy places the organism in Eukaryota, Metazoa, Chordata, Actinopteri, Labriformes, Labridae.